AGCCGAUAAAAUAAUGACGGGCCCUCUGGCGGAAUCAGUAUCAGACACACUUAAAAACAGCUGUUUGUCAAUCACAAAUGUUACGUCAAAGGUGUAGUAGGGCAACUAGCUGGUCGACAUGGCAUUAAAUUUGUUUACAAGUAUAAAAUACGCUAAAUCUUUGAAACCUUUGGCACGAUGUUAUUCGGACCAGUUUCCCAAAAUCACGACCCACUAUACCGUUGUGCCGCGAGAAAACGACCCACGAUGGAAAGAGGUGAAUAUGGAACGGUUCGGGGACGAGACGGAUAUUUUAAUAAUCGGGGGAGGUCCUGCGGGGAUGUCUGCCGCGAUAAGAGCCAAACAAUUGGCUGAAAAAGACGGGAAAGAGCUCAGGGUUUGUGUUGUGGAGAAAGCAUCUCAAGUAGGAGGUCACAUUUUAUCAGGAGCUGUUAUACAACCAACAGCACUCGAUGAAUUAAUCCCUGAUUGGGCGGAUAAGGGGGCACCGUUAAAAACCCCAGUAAAGGAAGACAAAUUCGGGAUUUUAACAGCCACGGGUCGAAUCCCUGUUCCGGUACUGCCAGGUACCCCCAUGUACAACCACGGGAACUACAUCGUGCGGCUGGGGCACGUGGUGCAAUGGCUUGGGGAGCAAGCCGAGGCCAUGGGUGUUGAAAUCUACCCAGGGUACGCAGCUUCGGAAAUCCUCUACCAUCCCGAUGGUAGCGUUAAAGGGGUGGCGACCAACGAUGUGGGUAUCGCCAAAGAUGGGAGCCCUAAAGACAAUUUCGAACGAGGCAUGGAAUUACAUGCCAAAUGUACCAUUUUUGCGGAGGGCUGCCAUGGACAUUUAUCCAAACAAAUCAUAAACAAAUUCAACUUGAGGGCAAACUCCGAGCCACAAACCUACGGUAUUGGUUUGAAGGAGAUUUGGGAGAUUGAUCCUUCGAAACACAGUCCUGGCCGCGUUGAGCACUCGAUUGGUUGGCCUUUGGAUAAAUUCACCUACGGUGGAAGCUUCCUCUACCACCUCAAUGAAGAUACUCCUUUGGUGGCGGUUGGAUUUGUUGUCGCCUUGGACUAUUCCAACCCUUAUUUGAGCCCUUUUAGAGAGUUCCAAAGGUUCAAGCACCACCCUAGCGUCAAACACUACUUCGAGGGAGGUACACGUAUUGCCUAUGGGGCGCGUGCUUUGAACGAAGGUGGCUUCCAGAGUAUUCCCAAACUGACGUUCCCUGGAGGAUGUCUCGUUGGGUGUUCGGCCGGCUUCCUCAAUGUACCAAAAAUCAAAGGCACGCAUUAUGCCAUGAAAAGUGGGAUGUUGGCUGCGGAAAGCGCCUACGAAGCCAUUAAUAGCGAAAAACAAGAAACUGAAGGUUUUGAACCGAAGAGCUAUCCAGACAAAGUUAAGAACAGUUUCAUUUGGAAAGACUUGAAACGGGUGAGGAACGUACGACCCAGCUUCCAUAAUCCUUUGGGGAUGUAUGGAGGAGUGAUGUACAGUGGAUUUUCCAUAAUGAUUGGGGGGAUGGAACCGUGGACUUUCAAACAUGGCGAUCCCGAUUACAAGAGACUCAAACCGGCCAAAGACUGUACACCUAUCGAUUAUCCGAAGCCUGACGGUAAAAUCAGCUUCGAUCUCCUCUCUUCCGUUGCGCUGACUGGGACCAAUCAUGAAGGUGACCAACCCCCGCAUCUAACCCUGAAGGACGAUACCGUUCCUGUUAAGCAAAAUUUGGGCAUUUAUGACGGGCCUGAAGGCCGGUUUUGUCCAGCAGGAGUGUACGAAUUCGUCCCGCUUGAAAGUGGGGACGGUCAAAGGCUGCAAAUCAACGCCCAGAACUGUAUACAUUGCAAAACUUGCGAUAUUAAAGACCCGAGUCAGAACAUCAACUGGGUGGUUCCCGAAGGAGGUGGCGGCCCGGCUUACAACGGAAUGUAAUUAAGUGCCUUUAAGCAAAUUGCUUGACUUUUUAUGUAUAUUGAUAAUAAAAUUUUUAUAACACUGUUA
Messenger RNA from Tribolium castaneum (red flour beetle), 1993 nucleotides. It is a transcript of the gene Etf-QO, whose product is annotated as Electron transfer flavoprotein-ubiquinone oxidoreductase. The record is from RefSeq and is a predicted model, not a curated record. The transcript has 3 exons. Gene Ontology annotation, biological process: electron transport chain. Gene Ontology annotation, molecular function: iron-sulfur cluster binding; electron-transferring-flavoprotein dehydrogenase activity. Bases 119 to 1924 code for a protein of 601 amino acids. Lineage: Eukaryota; Metazoa; Arthropoda; Insecta; Coleoptera; Tenebrionidae. Gene Ontology annotation, cellular component: mitochondrial inner membrane.